UGUCGUUGGGGGCCACGGCAGCCAAUCUGCGCCGUCCGUGUGGCGGCAGCCGUCACGCGUUUGUGGUUGACGGCGGUGGUGGUGGUGGUUGUUGCUGCUGCUGCUGCUGGUGGUGGUGGUUGUAAUUAUUGUUGUGGUUCUCAGCCCGCAGUGUUACUGUCGGCGGCGGCGGCGGCGACGAUGAUGAAGGCCGCGCUGACUGUGUGGCUCACGGCGUCGUGGGCAAUGGCCGAGGUCUUCUUCGAGGAGAGGUUCAGCGACGGCGAGGGAUGGCAGUCCCGCUGGGUAGAGUCCCAACACAAGUCCGACUAUGGAAAAAUGAGGCUCUCAGCCGGUGCCUUCUAUGGCGACGCAGAGAGAGACAAAGGCCUGCAGACGAGCCAGGACGUGCGCUUCUACGCCGUCUCCGCCGCGUUCCCGCCCUUCAGCAACAAGGGCCGCACGCUCGUGCUGCAGUUCAGCGUCAAGCACGAGCAGGACAUCGACUGCGGCGGCGGCUACGUCAAGCUUUUCCCCGCAGACCUCGACCAGCAGGACAUGCACGGCGACUCGCGAUACUACCUCAUGUUCGGCCCGGACAUCUGUGGGCCGGGCACGAAGAAGGUGCACGUGAUCAUCAACUACAAGGGCAAGAACCACCUCAUCAACAAGGACAUCCGCUGCAGGGACGACGAGUUCACGCACCUCUACACGCUGGUCCUGCGGCCGGACCAGACGUACGAGGUGAAGAUCGACGGCGAUCGCGUGGAGUCGGGCAGCCUCGAGGACGACUGGGCCGUGCUGCCCCCACGGAGGGUCGAGGACCCGCGGCCGUGCGCCCCGACGACUGGGAUUGAGCGGCCCUCCAUUGACGACCCCCACGACACCAAGCCCGAGGAUUGGGACCAGCCGGAGCACAUCCCUGACCCCGACGCCAAGAAGCCGGACGAUUGGGACGACGAAAUGGACGGGGAGUGGGAACCGCCCAUGGUGGAGAACCCCGACUUUAAGAGCGAGUGGAAACCCAAGCAGAUCAGCAACCCGGACUACAAGGGCACGUGGGUCCACCCCAAGUCCGACAACCCGGACUUCGCGUCCGACCCCAACAUUUACUAUUUUGACAACGGGGUGCUGGGUCUCGACCUCUGGCAGGUGAAGUCGGCUUGA
This is a messenger RNA of Lethenteron reissneri (Far Eastern brook lamprey), 1146 nucleotides long. Its product is annotated as calreticulin-like. Gene Ontology annotation, cellular component: endoplasmic reticulum; endoplasmic reticulum membrane. The record is from RefSeq and is a predicted model, not a curated record. Gene Ontology annotation, biological process: protein folding; ERAD pathway. NCBI's taxonomy places the organism in Eukaryota, Metazoa, Chordata, Hyperoartia, Petromyzontiformes, Petromyzontidae. Gene Ontology annotation, molecular function: calcium ion binding.